Messenger RNA from Didymodactylos carnosus, 753 nucleotides. The record is from the annotation of a GenBank genome assembly. Lineage: Eukaryota; Metazoa; Rotifera; Eurotatoria; Philodinida; Philodinidae.
AUGAUAAUUAUUUUAAUUUUCGUCUUAUUAUUAUGGAUACUAUUAAAAUAUUCAAUUAAAAUUGGUGUCAGUGAUGAAUCACAAUGUAUAUGUAAUGAAUUAAUAUCGUCAACCAUAAGUAAACAAUUACCAUUAGCUGCUCUACUAUUAGCAUCAUCAAUAAAUGAUUUAGUUAAUUUAUCAUCAAAAAUCAUUUUAUUUGAUACACUUAAUCAAUUAUUAAUAGCAUCCGGUGAACAUUUAUGGUUUCAUAAUUAUUCACAAUUACAUCAAGUAAUUGUACAAGGUGUUGCCAGCCCUGAGACUCGUAGGAAAUUCAAUACAGCGCACGAAUCACGGAAAAUCAAGGUCUCGCUUGACUCUCAUUUUGAAGAGAACACCUCGGGCCAUCAGCGUACAAUUUGUGUUAAAAGAACAAAUGUUGAACCUGAUGAAAAUAAUCCGGUGAAUGGUAGAAGUCAAUAUCUUGGUCAACAGCUUGCCAUUAAACUAGCUUGGGCAGCAACAGUUGAUAAAAUUCAAGGUGCAACUGUUAAAGAAUUAGUUUGUUGCACAGAAACAUUGUUCGGAUCAGGACGUGGUUAUAUACAGCUCUCAAGAAUUUCACCAGCCAGUGAUGAUGAUAUAAAAUUAAUUCUGAUUGAUGUCUUUGAAGAGAAAUUUUAUUGUGAUGAACAGAUCGCAAGAAAAUUAGAAAGGAUAAAAAGAUUUGUGCCACUACCAAAAUUAAUAGUCGAUGAAAAUGCUGUUUGA